AUGGCUGCCUCCAUUGAAAGUGCCGGUGCCUUAGAAAAAGAAAUUAGAAUUGCUCGAAAUGAAUUGAAAAACAUCAGACAGCAAGUGGAAACAUUGAAGAAAGUGUACAGAAAAGAUGUUGAUAAAAUUACAGAAAGUCUUGCUGGAGUUGCAGAUUCUAGAAACGAUCAUUCAUCGUACAGCACACAGUCUCAACCUAGACAGCAAGUAUCAUUCAGCACAACACACUCUCAUCUCGGCACACCCAUUGGAUAUAUCAAAUCUUGCUUCAAGAGUAAAAAUGGAACACCUCGUCAACCAACUAUUUGUUCUCGUUCCAAGGCAAAGCUACAAAUUCUGCAAAGUGCUUUCAACAAUCCUGCACAUGCACUUGAAGGUUUGCAACAGUUUUCUCAUCUAUGGAUAAUAUUCAUUUUUCAUCGUAAUGGUCCUAGUAACUACACCAAAGCUAAGGUCAAACCACCCAGAUUGGAUGGUGCGAGAGUUGGUUUAUUUGCCUCACGUAGUCCACAUCGACCUAAUCCUAUAGGAUUGACUUUGGUUCAUAUAGAUAGCAUACAAGGUGAUACCAUCCACAUGUCAGGUAUUGAUAUGAUUGAGGGAACACCAGUAUUAGACAUUAAACCUUACAUUCCUACAUACGACAACAAACCCUCAACAAAAGUAGCGGAUUGGAUUGGUGAACCACCAAGGAAGACUUUGAAUGUCAGAUUUACAUUAAAUGCAGAACAAGACCUACAACGCUUCAGACCUGCAGGAAAUAUAACAGGUGCAGAAAAAAACGACUUUGUAUUCGACUUUUUUGAGGAUGCACUUGAAGCUAAGAAAGCCAUUAGAGACAUUCUUGAAUCUGAUCCAAGAUCUACUUACAGACGAUAUCAGUGUAAAGACAGUCUUUAUUACUUUACUAUUGACACUAUGCAUAUCACAUGCUGGUUUGAUGACAAUGUUGUAGAAGUGGUUAAAAUAAAACCUGCUCAGAGAAGAUAAACCUGUACAAGUAUAAUCACACAAGUGGAGUGUGUUUAUGAUAGUGAAUGCCAUUGUGUGCAGCAUCUUGCAAAACAUCUUCACUAUGCCUUAC
Saccoglossus kowalevskii is the source of this 1084-nucleotide messenger RNA. Its product is annotated as tRNA (adenine(37)-N6)-methyltransferase-like. The record is from RefSeq and is a predicted model, not a curated record. NCBI's taxonomy places the organism in Eukaryota, Metazoa, Hemichordata, Enteropneusta, Harrimaniidae.